Messenger RNA from Ochotona princeps (American pika), 1632 nucleotides. RefSeq names its product autoimmune regulator (gene AIRE). The coding region runs from base 1 to 1632 and encodes 543 amino acids. Gene Ontology annotation, biological process: regulation of transcription by RNA polymerase II; humoral immune response. Gene Ontology annotation, molecular function: DNA-binding transcription factor activity, RNA polymerase II-specific; DNA binding; translation regulator activity. Gene Ontology annotation, cellular component: cytoplasm; nucleus. The record is from RefSeq and is a predicted model, not a curated record. The transcript has 14 exons. NCBI's taxonomy places the organism in Eukaryota, Metazoa, Chordata, Mammalia, Lagomorpha, Ochotonidae.
AUGGCCGGCGAGGCCGUGGCUGGUGGGGACGCGGCAUUGCGCCAUCUCCUGAGGCUGCACCGCACGGAGAUCUCCGUGGCCGUGGACAGCGCCUUCCCACUGCUGCACGCGCUGGCUGACCACGACGUGGUUCCUGAGGACAAGUUCCAGGAGACAUUGGGCCUGAGCAAGGAGGAGGGCUGCCCUCAGGCCUUCCACGCCCUGCUGUCCUGGCUGCUCACCCAGGACGCUGCGGCCAUCCUGGCCUUCUGGAGAGUUCUCUUCAAGGACUACAACCUGCAGAGAUACGGCCGGCUGCAGGCCGUGAGGGACAGUUUCCCCAAAGAUGUGGACUUCAGCCAGUCGCGCAAGGGCAGGAAGCCCCCUGCUGCCCCCAAGCUCCCAACUCUGCCGCCCAGACCGCCCACCAAGAGGAGGGCCCUGGAGGAGCCUGCAGCCGCCCUGCCAGCCGCCCUGACCCCAAGGGCCACCUGCAGCCCAGGUUCCCAGCCAAGGGCCAAGACCACGAAGAAGCCAGAGAGCUACGUGGAGCCACAGCGCUCCCUGCUGGGGAACGGAAUGCAGACCGUGUCAGCUUCUGUCCAGAGAGCAGUGGCUGUGUCUUCGGGAGACGUCCCCGGAGCCCACGGAGCCCUGGAGGGAAUCCUCAUCCGGCAGGUGUUGGAGUCAGGGGGAGCCAAGAAGUGCAUCCAGGUUGGGGGGGAGUUCUACACCCCCAGCCAGCUGGAGGACUCUGGCAGCAGUGGCGGGAAGAAUAAGACGCGUGCUGGCAGUGGUUUGAAGUCUCCUGCUCGUGCCAAGGCCCCCGGUGGCAGUGAGCUGAGGACAGGCCAGCAAGGAAGGGCCCUCCCCAGGGACCCCCAGCUCCAUCAGAACGAGGAUGAGUGUGCCGUGUGCCGUGAUGGCGGGGAGCUCAUUUGCUGUGAUGGCUGCCCCCGCGCCUUCCACCUGGGCUGCCUGUGCCCGCCGCUGCGGGAUGUCCCCAGUGGCCCUUGGAGGUGUCCCGGUUGCCUGCAGGGCAGAGUCCAGCAGCAGCUGCCCCAAACUGAGGAGCCACAGCCCCAGGAGCUGUGCACGGAGACCCUGGUCCCUCCGGGGCUGCCGGCUGUGCAGGAAGGAAGGGGCCUGCCGGGGGAGCCCCGGGUCAGCACUGACACUAUUCUCACCUACACCCACCUGCUGGCCCCGCCCUCUGCACCCCCUCUCUCCGGGCUGGAGCCCUCGGCCCUGCGCCCCCUACUGAGUGUGGGCCCUGAAGGGCAGCAGGGCCCGACUUCCGGGGCGCGGUGCGGGGUGUGCGGGGACGGCGCGGGGGCACUGCGGUGCACGCACUGCGCCGCCGCCUUCCACUGGCGAUGCCACUUCCCGGGGGGCGCACCGCGGCCGGGGUCUGGCCCGCGCUGCAGGUCCUGCACCCGAGACCCCGCGCCGCCGGCCCCCACUGAGGGCGCGCCCGCUCCGAGCUCUGCCUGCCCGACCACGGUCACGGAGGCGUCUCGGGUCCCUGAGCCUGUUGCGCCCAGGGAUGACCUGGAGUCACUGCUGAGUGAGCAUUCCUUCGAUGGCAUCCUGCAGUGGGCCAUCCAGAGCAUGUCCCGCCCACUGGCCGAGGUGUCCACCUUUCCCUCCUGA